This is a messenger RNA of Indicator indicator, 2406 nucleotides long. It is a transcript of the gene SLC9A1, whose product is annotated as solute carrier family 9 member A1. The record is from RefSeq and is a predicted model, not a curated record. Bases 1 to 2406 code for a protein of 801 amino acids. The transcript is spliced from 12 exons. Gene Ontology annotation, biological process: regulation of pH; sodium ion transport; proton transmembrane transport. Lineage: Eukaryota; Metazoa; Chordata; Aves; Piciformes; Indicatoridae. Gene Ontology annotation, cellular component: membrane. Gene Ontology annotation, molecular function: sodium:proton antiporter activity.
AUGGGCCCCGCGGCCCUCCGCCUCCUCCCCUGGGCCCUGCUGCUCUUGGGGCUGCUGCUGCCCGCUCAGGGUUUGCAGGCCGACCGCAUGCUGGCCUCCGGGCCCCUGCAAGGACAGCCGGCGAGAGAACUCGGGGGGUUCACCCCCGCGCCCCCCGCCUCCUCGCAGGAGAUCCAGCCGCUGAACAAGCACCCGGCCAACGGCAGCGGCGAGGGGCACGCCAAGCCCCGCAAAGCCUUCCCGGUGCUGGGCAUCGACUACAACCACAUCCGCAUCCCCUUCGAGAUCUCCCUCUGGAUCCUGCUGGCCUGUCUCAUGAAGCUGGGCUUCCACGUGAUCCCUUCGGUGUCCAGCAUCGUGCCCGAGAGCUGCCUGCUGAUCGUGGUGGGGCUGCUGGUGGGGGGCCUGAUCAAAGGGGUGGGCGAGGAGCCCCCCAUCCUCAAGUCCAACAUCUUCUUCCUCUUCCUGCUGCCCCCCAUCAUCCUGGAUGCUGGCUACUUCCUCCCCCUGCGCCAGUUCACCGAGAACCUGGGCACCAUCCUCAUCUUCGCCGUGGUGGGCACGCUCUGGAACGCCUUCUUCCUGGGGGGGCUGAUGUACGCCGUGUGCCAGCUGAGCGGCCCCAGCCUCAACCACAUUGGCCUCCUGGCCAACCUCCUCUUCGGCAGCAUCAUCUCUGCCGUGGACCCGGUGGCCGUGCUGGCUGUCUUCGAGGAGAUCCACAUCAACGAGCUGCUGCACAUCCUGGUCUUCGGGGAGUCCCUGCUCAACGAUGCUGUCACCGUUGUCCUCUACCACCUCUUUGAGGAGUUUGCCAACUUUGAGCAGGUGACCAUCAUCGACAUCAUCCUGGGCUUCCUCAGCUUCUUCGUGGUGUCCCUGGGGGGCGUCUUCGUGGGGGUCAUCUACGGCGUGAUUGCAGCCUUCACCUCGCGCUUCACCUCCCACAUCCGCGUCAUCGAGCCGCUCUUCGUCUUCCUCUACAGCUACAUGGCCUACCUGUCGGCAGAGCUCUUCCACCUCUCGGGCAUCAUGGCACUCAUUGCCUCCGGCGUGGUCAUGAGGCCCUAUGUGGAGGCCAACAUCUCCCACAAGUCCCACACCACCAUCAAGUACUUCCUGAAGAUGUGGAGCAGUGUGAGUGAAACUCUCAUCUUCAUCUUCCUGGGGGUCUCCACUGUGGCUGGCCACCACUACUGGAACUGGACCUUCGUCAUCAGCACUCUGCUCUUCUGCCUCAUCGCCAGGGUUCUGGGUGUCCUGGUGCUCACCUGGUUCAUCAACAAGUUCCGGAUCGUGAAGCUGACCCCCAAGGACCAGUUCAUCAUCGCCUACGGCGGCCUGCGCGGGGCCAUCGCCUUCUCCCUGGGCUACCUGCUGGACUACAAACACUUUGGCAUGAGGGACAUGUUCCUCACAGCCAUCAUCACCGUCAUCUUCUUCACUGUCUUCGUGCAGGGCAUGACCAUCCGGCCCCUGGUGGACCUGCUGGCUGUCAAGAAGAAGCAAGAGACCAAGCGUUCCAUCAACGAGGAGAUCCACACGCAGUUCCUGGAUCACCUUCUGACGGGGAUUGAGGAUAUCUGUGGUCACUAUGGGCACCACCACUGGAAGGACAAGCUGAAUCGCUUCAAUAAGAAGUACAUCAAGAAGUGCCUGAUCGCGGGGGAGAGGUCCAAGGAGCCCCAGCUCAUCGCCUUCUACCACAAGAUGGAGAUGAAGCAGGCGAUCGAGCUGGUGGAGAGCGGCGGCAUCGGCAAGAUCCCCUCCGCCGUCUCCACUGUCUCCAUCCAGAACAUCAACCCCAAGAGCCUCCCCGUGGAGCGUGUCCUGCCAGCCCUGUCCAAGGACAAAGAGGAGGAGAUCCGGAAAAUCCUUCGCAACAACUUGCAGAAAACCAGGCAAAGGCUGCGGUCCUACAACCGGCACACGCUGGUGGCUGACCCCUACGAGGAGGCCUGGAACCAGAUGCUCCUGCGGAGGCAGAAGGCUCGGCAGCUGGAACAGAAGAUGAACAACUACCUGACAGUGCCUGCCCACAAGCUGGACUCCCCCACCAUGUCCCGGGCUCGCAUCGGCUCAGACCCCCUGGCCUACGAACCCAAGGCCGACUCAGAGAACCUGCCGAUCAUCACCAUCGACCCUGCCUCCCCCCAGUCCCCGGACUCUGUGGACCUGAUGAACGAGGAGCCCAAGGGCUGCGGCGGCCUCCCGCCCUCUCCCGAGGAGGAUGAGGAGGGGCUGGUGAUGCGGGUGAAGGAGCCUUCCUCUCCCGGUACCGACGACGUCUUCACCCCUGAGACCGGCGACAGCCCCAGCAACCAGCGGAUGCUGCGGUGCCUGAGCGACCCGGGGCCGCGGCCAGAGCCCGAGGAGGGGGAACCCUUCAUCCCCAAGGGCCAAUAG